UGAUUGGAUCGGUGGAUAUGUUUUUAGAUAAGAUUAUUUUCACACACUUGGGUUUAUAAUUUGAUGUGGAUGCUAUGGAUGUAAUCUUUGUCUUUUAGUUUUCCAGCAAUUCGAUCUUUGUUUUGAAUAUCAUGUUUUUAUUACUAAUAUUUUUCCGUUCAAAUGAGUGAGUGACACUAUUUCCGUGCAAGAAUAAUAUUUUAUUUAUGGUGAAUUAUACGGUAAAGAUGUAAGUUUACAGAUCUUUCUUUUUAUGGAAUGAAAGAGAGAUUGAAAAAGGUAGGAUCCACACUUUGAAUAACAAUAAAAUAAUAAAAAAUAACUAUAAAAAGAAUUUAUUUUCUCUCUCUAUACCACUUCAAUCUGUAUAGUAGAGUGCCCCUUUAUUUAUUUGUGAAGCUUACUUCUGAACAUAAUCAUGAUAGUUGAAAAAAAUCAGACCGACCCUGUUGGUCGGAUCAGAAAACCGACGACCGGUCUCUAGACCUGUCCGAAUUGGUCAUUGGACCUAAUAAAUAGCAAAACCGGUGAGAACCGAUUGGAUUCAGCCGGGUUUUAUUGAAACCAGUGAACCGACGGAUUUAAAAAACCCGGACCAAUUCAGAAUUUUUUUUAAAUCCCCCGCCCCAGAGCGACGUUCGACAUUUAAAAACAAAACCCUAGUUCUGAAGCUCACCCCCAACACCCGAAUCUAUCUCACUUUCAGUCUCUCACUGCUCGCCCACAGACACCACCACAUCAUCAGAGCUCACCUCAGCGGCUCGGCCCAUCUCCGUUCACCGCCAACGCACGAUCUCCUCCAUCUGUGCUCGACUGCUGGCGUCUCGCCGCGCCUCCGCCGCUGAGUGCUCGAGGCCUCGAUCUGUGCUUCCUGCCGCGUUUCGUCGUCGUCCGCCAUCACUGCACCCAACCCAACGCCUCGUUUGCUCGCGAAAAUCGCCCUAGUCCUCCAUCUCUGCUCGCCUCAGCUGCUAGCGUCUCGCCGCGCCUCCCUCCACCAGUGAGUGCUCGAGCUGUGCGUGGGUGUUGCUGCUCGUCGUCCGUGAGUGUUGCUGCCUGCACUGCACUGCUCGGCUGCCUGCACUGCUCGAUUCUGCCUCUGCAACAACAGUCACCAGGUUGGUUGAUAUGGAUUCCACAGCACAGACAUACCAACAUCGCCCACUUUCAAUCAAGUUAUGGCCCCCUAGCCAGGGUACUAGGCUAAUGCUUGCUGAACGAAUGACCAAGAACCUUACAACCCCAUCCAUUUUCUCUAGAAAGUAUGGGCUGCUUAGCAAAGAAGAGGCCGAGGAGGAUGCUAAGCAAAUUGAAGAAAUUGCUUUUACGACUGCAACCCAGCACUUUGAGAAGGAGCCUGAUGGUGAUGGGAGUUUUGCAGUGCAAAUUUAUGCCAAGGAAUCGAGUAAGCUCAUGUUGGACGUUUUGAAAAGAGGUCCGAGAGUGAAGGAGGAUGGAGUAUUGGUAUCUGAAAAGGUCACUGUAACCGGUGAAACUGUUUUUGACAUAUCUGGUGGUCGCAGAGCCUUCAUUGAUGCAGAAGAGGCUACAGAACUGUUGGAGCCAUUGAGGGCACCAAACUCUUAUACUAAGAUAUGUUUCAGCAACAGAAGUUUUGGCUUGGAAGCUGCUCAAGUUGCUGAACCCAUCCUACUGUCAAUUAAGAAUCAAUUGAAGGAAGUGGACCUGUCGGAUUUUAUUGCUGGCAGGCCGGAAGCAGAAGCUCUUGAAGUGAUGACUAUAUUCUCCUCUGCACUGGAAGGUUGUGUUUUAAGGUACCUUAACCUGUCAAAUAAUGCCAUGGGUGAAAAGGGAGUUAGAGCAUUUCGGUCCCUCCUAAAAUCACAAAAUAACUUGGAGGAGCUUUAUUUAAUGAAUGAUGGUAUAUCAGAGGAAGCUGCAAAAGCAGUAUCUGAAUUAAUUCCUUCAACCGAGAAGCUCAGGGUUCUUCAUUUUCAUAAUAACAUGACUGGAGAUGAAGGGGCAAUUGCUAUUUCUGAAAUUGUGAAACGAUCUGCAGCUUUGGAAGAUUUUCAUUGUUCAUCUACCAGGGUAGGUUCUGAUGGUGGUGUUGUCCUGGCUGAGGCACUUGGAACUUGUAAACACUUGAAGAAGCUUGACUUGCGUGACAACAUGUUUGGUGUGGAAGCUGGAGUCGCCCUGAGUAAAGCUGUACUUGGAUUUGUUGAUCUGACGGAGAUAUACCUUAGUUAUUUGAACUUGGAGGAUGAUGGUGCAGAAGCCCUUGCAAUUGCAUUGAAGGAAUCUGCACCAUCGCUGGAAGUAUUGGAUAUGGCUGGAAAUGACAUUACUACAAAUGUUGCUGCUUCUCUAGCUGAAUGUAUAUCAUCAAAACAGUUCCUUGCCAAGUUGAAUUUGUCUGAGAAUGAACUGAAGGAUGAAGGAACAAUUUUGAUCAGCAAGGCAUUGGAAGAGGGUCAUGACCAGUUACUUGAGGUUGAUUUGAGUACAAAUUCAAUUACUAUGUCCGGAGCUAGGGUUUUGGCUAAAGCUGUUGUGCAAAAACCUAGAUUUAAGUUGCUAAACAUUAAUGCUAACUUCAUAUCUGAUGAAGGGAUAGAGGAGUUGAAGGAUAUAUUUAAAAGUUUACCUGAUAUGCUGGGUCCUUUGGAUGAGAAUGAUCCUGAAGGAGAAGACAUUGAUGAGGAGGCUGAAGAAGAUGCGGAUCGCGAUGAAUUGGAAUCAAAACUGAAGAGCCUUGAGAUUUAGGAAGAUUUAUAGGACAUAGACAUCCAACUUUUAUAUUAAAUUGAUUUGUAGUCAUGAGCUAUUGUAUGUUAGACUUCUGAAUUCCAUGUUAGCUUUAGAAUCAUUUAGGGUCAAUUAUGUUUUUCUAUGGCUGUUGGUUAUCUUUGGUUGGUUGAUCUAUUCUCUUCCUUUUAUCCUAGAGCUAUAGACCAGAUCAUCAUCAGAUUAAUCUACCAGAAUCUAAAAUACGUAAUAUUUGCUCCUUUAUUAUCUAUUUUUAUUUAUAUCUU
Molecule: messenger RNA, 2999 nt
Organism: Arachis ipaensis
Lineage: Eukaryota; Viridiplantae; Streptophyta; Magnoliopsida; Fabales; Fabaceae
Source: RefSeq, a predicted model, not a curated record